UAUCAAAAUGGUUUUGCCCGUGAUUAAACUGGGAUCACUUUUCGUAAGAACCAUAUCGAAGCCCAUCGCCACCCGCCUCAAACAAGCCGCCGUCUACCACCCUAAGUUCCGCGGCCUCAUCAUCAAUCUCGCUCAGGGCUACCAUCGAUUAACCACCAUAAUGCAAAGACAUACCCUUGGUCGUUCAACGGCACUGGAAAUCCGACCCCUCAACGAGGAAAGGGCCGUCGAAGCUGCUACUGAUCUUCUGCGGGAAUUGUUCGUAUUCUCAGUUGCAGGAUUUGCUAUGUUAUUUGAAGUUCAAAGAAAUACGAGAUCAGAGGCCAAGAAAGAGGAACUCAGAAAGCAACAAAUAGAGGUAAUGAAGCUAAGGAACAAAGCCCUCGAAGAAGAGAUGAAGCAUUUGGCGCAACGAAUGGAACAGCUCGAGAUGGCUGCAAAGCAGAGAAACGCGUAUAGAUUUUGGACGUGGAGAGCAUAUGAAAAUCCGAAUCUGGGGAUCAUCAAGGGCAAAAUUGGCUCAUGAAACCCUGCUGUAUCGGAAUAAAAGCACAAAUAGUAUCUAAAUACUGAUUUGAGUAGCAAAAACUUUUUAGGAGAGAUUUCUUUCAUUUUAUUCUCGCUUGGUACCUUAUUUAGCGCGAAUGCAGCGCUUGCUUCGCCACUCCAUGAUGACUAUUAUACUCAAAACUGCACUUGAGAAAAACGGGUGGAUGUCAAAACCAA
Molecule: messenger RNA, 726 nt
Organism: Salvia miltiorrhiza (redroot sage)
Lineage: Eukaryota; Viridiplantae; Streptophyta; Magnoliopsida; Lamiales; Lamiaceae
Product: OPA3-like protein
Exons: 4
Coding region: 8-526 (172 amino acids)
Biological process (GO): regulation of lipid metabolic process
Cellular component (GO): mitochondrion
Source: RefSeq, a predicted model, not a curated record